Molecule: messenger RNA, 3807 nt
Organism: Gastrolobium bilobum
Lineage: Eukaryota; Viridiplantae; Streptophyta; Magnoliopsida; Fabales; Fabaceae
Product: receptor-like protein EIX2
Exons: 10
Coding region: 1-3807 (1268 amino acids)
Molecular function (GO): nucleic acid binding; protein binding; zinc ion binding
Source: RefSeq, a predicted model, not a curated record
AUGUCCAUCGACGAAUAUCUGAAUAAAUUUAACAAGCUGGAAAAAUAUUCUCACUUCCAGAGAGCUCCGCUUACUGAGGAAGAUCUGAUGUUUAAAUUUCAAAGAGGACUACAUGAUAACAUUUCUGAAAAGCUUGCAGGACAUUCUUCUGACACUUUCAUGGAAAUUAUCAGUAAGUUUAAAUAUAUUCAAGAGUAUUAUAGAAAAAAGAACAAGGACCAAGCUACUUCUAAGUCUAGUCCUAAAAACACUUCUGGGAAUUCUAAAGGGAAAUGUUUACAGGUUAAACAAUCUGAUGGCAAGUUCAAGAAGGCUGGAAAUUCAAAGUCUGGGAAUUUUAAAUCUUCUCCUCAGUGCUCUACAUGUGGUAAGAUUCAUUCUGGGGUUUCCAGGAAAGAACAAAGACUUUGUUAUAAAUGUGACCAAGUUGGCCAUUUCAUUAAGGACUGUCCCUUUAACGGGGGACAGGUUUCUACCAUUCAGGCUACUCCGGCUCCUAUGGUGGUUGAGGAACCAUCUCUACCUCUUCCACCUCCAUUUUCUCGAGUGUAUGCAAUGACUCAGCAAGAGGCUGAGAGUAAGACCAUUUAUGUCUCCUCUAAUGACGAAGAGAGAGAGUCUCCUUAUCUGUCUGUUCUUCGGGUUGUAAAGGCCUUGAAGGAAGGAGAUUCUGGGUUUAUUCUAUUUGUAGGUCUGGUUGGUAUCAAUAAAGAGCCAAUAUCUGAUAUCCCUAUUGUCUCUGAGUUUGAAGAUGUCUUUCUGGAUGAAAUUCCACACUUUCCGCUAGAGAGAGAAAUUGAAUUCUCAAUUGACUUGUUGUCUGGUAAAGCCAAUGUGGUGGCCGAUGCUUUAAGCAGAAAGGCGCUUUGUAUAGCUAAUAUGAUGAUUUCUAAGUAUGAUUUCAUUGAGAAGUUUAGGGAUCUCAACAUUCCUGUGAAUACAGAAGAUAGCUCGUAUUUGUUGACUAUUACGGUAGUCCAGAACUCGUUAGUUGAGCGGCUUAAAGAGGCUCAAUUACUUGAUGAAGAGGUUCAGUCUAUGAAAGAACAGGACUUUGUAUCUACUGAUACGUUCGGUCUUAAGUUUUAUAAAGAUCGGAUCAUUGUUUCCAAGGGUCAGAUGGUGGAUGAGGUGUUGGCUGAGGCCCAUAUGGGUAUGGCUCCCUAUGAGGCUUUGUAUGGCCGUAGGUGCAGGGCACCUACUAGCUGGUCAGAAAUUGGUGAGAGACAGUUAUUUAAGCCUGAUAUGGUCCAGGAAAAUACUGAUCAGAUUAUAAUGAUUAAGGAUCGACUAAAGAAAGCACAGAGCCGCAAAAGGCUUCGCAAAUAUGUACAUGAUGCAUCCAACAUUGUCCAGCAGGACGAUAUUAAGGUAAAGAAAGAUUUGAAAUUUGUUGUGGGACCACUGAAGGUUCUGGCUCGCGAUGAGAAAGUAUUGAGGAACAGGGUUAUUCCCAUGAUCAAGGUACAAUGGGAAGGCUCCUCUGAGAUUCUCUGCAUUCCAAGUGAACGUGAUGCGCUUCUGAGGUUCAAACAUCAUCUCCAAGAUCCUUCAAAUAGACUCUCUUCUUGGAAUGCUUCCAAUCCCAAUUGCUGCCAUUGGGAAGGAGUUGUUUGCAGUAACAACCUAACUGCCCACAUUCUUCAGCUUCACCUCAACACUUCAGUACCUGAUUAUUACUUGUAUCCUGAUUUUCAUGAUGCUUAUGAGAGGUCGAGGUUUAGUGGUGAGACUCUGCAAGCUCUUCCUUCUUUGAUGGAGUUACGCUUGCCAGCAUGUACGCUCAAUUAUUAUAAACAGCCAUCAACAGUAAAUUUCUCAUCUCUCAUCACUCUUGAUCUUUCAGAUACAAAUUCUUUUGUCCCAAAGUGGAUAUUUGAACUGAGGAAAAUUGUUUCUCUUAAUCUAAGAGGAAAUAACAUUCAAGUUUCAAUUCCUGAUGGUAUUCAAAACCUCACAUUACUUGAAAAUCUCGACUUGUCUGAAAAUUCAUUCUCUAUACCUGAUUGGUUAUACAGUCUUCAUCAUCUCAAGUUCUUGGACCUAGGAUGGAACAACUUGCAUGGGACUAUUUCUGAUGACCUGGGAAAUUUGACUUCCCUUGUUGGACUCGAUUUGUCAGUAAAUCAACUUGAAGGAAAAAUUCCAUCUUCUUUGGGAAAUUUGACUUCUCUUGUUAGACUUGAUUUGUCCAACAACUCAAUUCGUGGUGCACUUCCUACAUCAUUUGCAAAACUUUCAUCAUUAAGAAAUCUUGAUCUGUCAAAAAAUCAAUUUCAUGGAAACCCAUUUGAAGUUCUUAAAUCCUUAUCUAAAUUGUCAUAUCUUAAUAUUGAUGACAAUCUUUUUCAAGGAGUUGUGAAGGAAGAUGACCUUGCAAAUCUUUCGAGUUUAACAGAAUUUUGUGCAUCAGGGAACAAUUUGACUUUAAAAGUUGGUCCCAAUUGGCAUCCUACUUUUCAAGUUAUUGAAUUGAGAACGAGGUCGUGGCAGUUAGGUUCCAACUUUCCUUCAUGGAUUCAGUCACAAAAGGAUCUUCGCAUUUUGGAUAUGUCCAACACAGGGAUUUCAGAUUCUAUCCCCACAUGGUUUUGGGAAACAGUUUCUCAUGCUUCUGUUUAUGUAAACCUAUCUCAUAAUCAUAUCCACAGUGAGCUUGCUAAUACAUUAAAGUAUCCGAUAUCUACUGAAAUCAUUGAUCUAAGCUCAAAUCACUUGCACGGGAAAUUACCCCAUCUAUCUCAUGGUGUUAUUUGGUUAGAUCUUUCAAGCAAUUCAUUCUCUGGAUCCCUGACUGAUUUAUUAUGUCAAAAACAAGAUGAGCCAAUGCUUUUAGAAUUUUUCAAUCUUGGAGCAAAUAAUUUAUCAGGGGAAAUACCUAAUUGUUGGAUAAUAUGGCCAGAUCUCAUGGACGUGAAUUUACAAAGAAAUCGUUUUGUUGGGUACUUGCCCCCAUCCAUGGGUUCCUUAGCUAAGCUAGACUCUUUGAACAUCCAUAACAACUCACUAUCUGGAAUAUUUCCUCCCAUUUUGAAGAACACUACAAAGUUGAUUUCCUUGGACCUUGGGGAAAAUAAACUUACAGGAAUUAUUCCAGCAUGGGUUGGAAAAAGGCUCAUAAAUUUGAAAAUUCUUCGCCUUCGGUCAAAUAGAUUUUUGGGUCAUAUUCCAAAUCAAAUAUGUGAUAUGAUUUUUCUUCAGGAUUUGGACCUUGCCCAAAAUAAUUUGUCUGGAAAUAUACCAAAAUGUUUCAACCACUUAAAUGCCAUGUUGCUAAAGAACAGGAUUACUACACUCAUAUGGGCAAAAGGAAGAGGUAUAGAGUACAGGAAUCUUCUUGGCAUGGUGACAAAUGUUGAUCUUUCUAAUAAUAAUUUAUCUGGAGGGAUACCCAGAGAAAUUACAAGUCUAGAUGGAUUAAUUUAUUUGAACUUGUCCAAGAAUCAGUUGACUGGCCAAAUUCCACAAAGCAUUGGCAAUAUGAGAUCAUUAGAAUCCAUUGAUUUCUCAAGGAAUCGACUUUCAGGAGAAAUCCCUUCGACCAUGUCAAACUUAAGCUUUCUUAGCAAGCUUGACUUGUCUUAUAAUCACUUGAGGGGGGAAAUUCCAAUAGGCACUCAAUUGCAAAGCUUUGAAGCAUCUAACUUUGUUGACAACAAUCUGUGUGGUCCGCCACUGCCCAUCAACUGUAGUUCCAAUCGGCAAAUUCCUGAUGAUGAUCACAAAGGCAAAAAGAAUGAUGGUCAUAAUGUGAAUGGGUUUUUUGUGAGUAUGACAUUUGGAUUUUAUAAUGACCCUAAAUGGUAA